This is a messenger RNA of Colletotrichum acutatum, 521 nucleotides long. RefSeq lists its product as uncharacterized. The transcript has a single exon. The coding region runs from base 58 to 381 and encodes 107 amino acids. The record is from RefSeq and is a predicted model, not a curated record. Lineage: Eukaryota; Fungi; Ascomycota; Sordariomycetes; Glomerellales; Glomerellaceae.
UUGUUGUUGUUGUUGUUGUUGCUGCUGGAGCUGCUGCUGCCGCUGCUGUUGAUUCUGAUGCUGUUGUUGCUGUUGCUGCAGCUGGAGCUGGCGGGAAGAGAAGUGGACCUGUUGCUGCUGAGACUGCUGUUGCGACUGGUUGUUGGAGCUGAGGAUGGGGUUGAAGGCGAAGUCGUUGGAGUUGGAGGCAGGAAAGUUCAUGGCCCUUGGUGUUUCUGCCCGCUUUCGAGGGGAGGGGUGUGGGUUGGGUUGCACAACUGGCGGGCAGCUGUCGUGAGUGAGAUGGUUGCUCUGCUCUCGUGCUCGCUUCGCUUCUCUGUUUUACCCGGGGAACGGAGUGACAGCGCCGGCGCCCGCCGCUGCCAAAAAAGAAAAAGGUGACGGGACCUUGAUUGACAAGACGCUUCUGAGGGGUGGAGCUUAUCUGGCGCGCGUGUGUCUGGGUGCGGGUGCGACGGGUCUCCUUCGUGGGAUGUAUCUAUUCUCCGUACCGCUUUGGGUUUGGAGUGGUAAUAGGAGAG